GCUGCAGGAGGCGGUGCCGUGAGGGCGGGGCAAGUGCCGCCCUUCGGCUCCCUUCGGCUCCCUUCGGCAGCGCUCGGCAGCGCUCGGCAGCGCUCGGCAGCGCUCGGCAGCCAAUCGGCGCGGCGGGCGCCUUCCCGCCUCGCCGCGCUGUCGCGUGCCGUGCGCGCUCCGUGCUGAGGGCGCGGCGGAGCCGGCGCUGUCCGGGCCCGGCGGCUGCAGCGGGGCCGGAGCCUGCGGGGGCUUGCGGAGAGCGGCUUGCUGUCUGCAGCCGGAGGAUGACAGGAAGAGCCAGAGCCAGAGGAAGACCUCCCAGACAGUCACCUGCUCUUCCUGCUGUAGGAGAUGCACCUGUCCAGCAGGGUGUGCCAGGCCAGCUGCGAGGGCAGCAGCAGCCCCAGCAGCAGCCCCAGCAGCAACAGCCCCAGCAGUUCCAUGUCCCUCCAGCACAGUCAGAGGUGCCCGGGGGCCACGGGCGCCUGCGUGGCUGUGAGAAUGUCCUGCAGGAGAGGAGGCCAGAAGGAUUACAGGUUUCCUCAGGGCUCCAGGAUUUGUCUUUACGAGAUAGGGGUGGUCGUCGCAGAGAUUUCCAUGACCUCGGGGUGAAUACUCGACAAGCCAUGGUGCACGUUCAGGAAUCCAAAACUGGAUUUUCGGGGAGGAUGCUCAAGCUGACCACCAACCACUUCCGGCUGACGUCGCGGCCGCAGUGGGCUCUGUACCAGUACCACGUUGGCUACAGCCCCGAGAUGGAGGCACGGCGCCUGCGCUCCGCCCUGCUCUUCCAGCACGAGGACACCAUCGGCAAGACGCACGCCUUCGACGGCACUAUACUGUUCCUGCCAAAGAAACUGGAGAAUAAGGUUACUGAACUGUUUAGCAGGACUCGAAAUGGGGAGGAUGUGAAGAUAACAGUCACACUCACUAAUGAGUUGCCACCUACUUCACCUACUUGCCUGCAGUUUUACAACAUCAUUUUUAGAAGGCUUUUGAAGAUGCUGAAUUUGCAGCAGAUCGGCCGUAAUUAUUACAAUCCCAGUGAUCCAAUCAGCAUCCCUAAUCACAGGCUGAUGGUGUGGCUGGGCUUCACGAGUUCCAUCCUGCAGUAUGAGGAGAACAUCAUGCUGUGUGCAGACGUGAGCCACAAGGUUCUCCGUGGGGAGACAGUGCUGGACACUAUGCACAGCCUUCACUCCCAGGUUGGAGAGGAGAGAUUUAGAGACGCCUGUGCUAAAGAGCUGAUUGGUUUAAUUGUUCUCACAAAGUACAAUAACAGAACGUACAGAAUCGAUGACAUUGACUGGGAUAACAAUCCAAAGGGUACCUUUAGAAAAUCAGAUGGUUCUGAGAUGAGCUUUGUGGAGUACUACAAAAAGCAAUAUAACAUAGAGAUUAAUGAUAGGAUGCAGCCUGUCCUGAUCAGCCAGAUGAAGAGGAGAGGGAACGUACAAGGAUCUGUGGCUCUCAUUCCAGAGCUGUGCUUCCUAACAGGACUGACUGACAAGAUGCGCAGUGAUUUCAAUAUGAUGAAAGACCUGGCCAUCCACACACGGCUGCCCCCUGAGCAGAGGCAGCGCGAGCUUGGGAGGCUCCUGACCUACAUCCAAAAAGAUGACAAUGUUCAGAAGGAACUCCGAAACUGGGGUUUAAGCUUUGAUUAUAAAUCAGUGUCCUUUACAGGAAGAGUUGUUCAAGGAGAAAAGAUCUUUCAGUCAGGAACCAUGUUCGAUUACAACCCUCAGUUUGCUGACUGGACCAAGGAGACGCGGGGCGUGCCGCUGAUCCGCGCGGUGCCCAUGGACAGCUGGCUGCUCAUCUACAGCCGCCGCAACUACGACGUGGCCAACACGCUGCUGCAGAGCCUCUUCAAGGUCACCCCGUCCAUGGGCAUCCGCAUGAGCAAGCCCAACAUGAUUGAAGUAGAUGACAGAACAGAAACUUACUUAAGGGUUUUGCAGCAAAGGGUUACCCCUGACACAAACAUAGUAGUUUGUAUUUUGUCUAGUUCCCGAAAGGAUAAAUACGAUGCCAUCAAGAAGUACUUGUGUACAGAGUGUCCCAUCCCCAGCCAGUGUGUGCUGGCUCGCACUUUGAGCAAACCACAGACCAUCAUGACGGUAGCAACCAAAAUUGCCUUGCAGAUGAACUGUAAAAUGGGUGGAGAACUCUGGAGCGUUGAGAUCCCCCUGAAGCAGGUGAUGAUUGUGGGCAUUGAUUGUUACCAUGACACCGUCACCGGGAAGCGGUCCAUUGCCGGCUUUGUCGCCAGCCUGAACCAGACAGUGACACGGUGGUUCUCCCGCUGUGUUGUUCAAAGUCGUGGGCAAGAACUUGUGGAUGGAAUCAAAGUCUGCUUGCAAACUGCUCUAAGGAACUGGUCCAAGUGGAAUAAGUGUUUGCCCUCUCGUAUUUUUGUGUAUCGCGAUGGUGUUGGAGAUGGACAGCUCAAUACUUUGGUUAAUUAUGAAGUGCCUCAAUUUCUGGAUUGCUUGAAGAGUAUUGGUACUGACUACAGCCCAAAACUCACGGUGAUCGUGGUGAAGAAACGAGUGGGUGCCAGGUUCUUUGCAGAGAUUGGUGGAGGACUCAGAAACCCACCCCCUGGGACUGUUGUUGAUACAGUGGUGACCAGACCAGAGUGGUAUGACUUCUUCAUCGUGAGCCAGACGGUGAAGAACGGCUGCGUGGCACCCACGCACUACAACGUGGUGUACGACACCAGCCAGCUGAAACCCGACCACGUGCAGCGCCUCACCUACAAACUGUGCCACAUGUACUACAACUGGUCGGGUAUUAUCAGAGUACCUGCUCCUUGCCAAUACGCUCAUAAAUUGGCUUUCCUUGUUGGCCAGAGUAUUCACAGAGAACCAAACCUGAUGCUUUCAGACAGACUGUACUACCUUUGA
Messenger RNA from Cinclus cinclus, 2903 nucleotides. It is a transcript of the gene PIWIL1, whose product is annotated as piwi like RNA-mediated gene silencing 1. NCBI's taxonomy places the organism in Eukaryota, Metazoa, Chordata, Aves, Passeriformes, Cinclidae. The record is from RefSeq and is a predicted model, not a curated record. The transcript has 22 exons. Bases 276 to 2903 code for a protein of 875 amino acids. Gene Ontology annotation, biological process: regulatory ncRNA-mediated gene silencing. Gene Ontology annotation, molecular function: piRNA binding; protein binding. Gene Ontology annotation, cellular component: P granule.